Messenger RNA from Erythranthe guttata (spotted monkey flower), 1288 nucleotides. Lineage: Eukaryota; Viridiplantae; Streptophyta; Magnoliopsida; Lamiales; Phrymaceae. The record is from RefSeq and is a predicted model, not a curated record.
GCCAUCAUUUUGGGGGUGCGAUUAGCAGUGCCAGCUGAAGGGCGAAGAAGAAGACGAUCCCUGUAUAAUUCGAAAAACAGGUGAGAAAAUCGCCCCCAAAAGGCCCCUAAUGGAGAAUUAAAGGAUCAAUUAUCUCCCUUGAUUUUGAAAAUUAGGUCUUCUCUCUUCGAAGUUGUGGCUAAUUGGGAAUUAUAAAGCUGCGAAGCAAUCGUCGAGUGUGGAAUGGCAAUUAGGAAUAUUCUCGAAACUUCCAGGAAAUUUGGGGUAAAGCCGGACGAUGUUUUCAGGUACGUGAGCAAUUUCAAGGGUUUAGGGUUUACCGAGGGCACAAUUUCUAGGGUUUUAGAAACCUCACCUAGGUCAAUCAUAUUAAACGAGGCCGAAAUUCGAAACAAAGUCGAUUUGUUGACGAAAAUUGGAGUUCACAGAGGAGAAAUCGACAGAAUAUUCUGUUCAUUUCCCGGAAUUCUAGCAUUUGGGGUGCAAAACAGAUUGAAGCCCUUGCUCGACGAAUUUCGACAUUUGGGCUUUUCGCCGAAUGAGGUUAGAAGAGAGGUUGUCAGAGAACCGAAAGUUCUUGGGCUCGAAAACGGGGAGCUCUCACAUUGUGUAGAAAUGCUAAGGACUUUAAAAUGCAGGGCAGCGAUUAAAGAUCAAAUUUUUCGAAACGGGGAAUUUAGGGCAGGGUACGAAGCGAAGCUGAGAAUCGAUUGCUUGAGAAAACACGGGCUGAUAUAUAGAGACGCGUUCACGGUGUUGUGGAAGGAGCCAAGGGUGAUUAUUUACGAAGUGGGUGAUAUCGAGAAAAAGAUUGCGUUUUUGGUUAAUACGAUGAAGUUUGACGUUCGAUGCAUUGUUGAAGUUCCGGAGUAUUUAGGGGUGAAUUUCGAAAAACAGAUUGUUCCUCGGUUUAAUGUGAUUGAAUAUUUGAGGUCGAGCGACGGGCUUGGAGAUGAAGUAGGUUUGAGAAACUUGGUUAAGAUGAGUAGAUUGAGGUUUUAUAAUAUGUAUGUGAAGCCGUAUCCGGAAUGUGAGAGGAUGUACGGGAGGUUUUGUGGAGAUGUUGUAGUUGGGAACGGGAAUCGGAAUCGGAGUCAACAUCCCAUUGGAAUGUGGAAGCUCUUCAAACCGGAACCUUAUCCGGAAUCGGAUGACGAUGUUGGGAAUAUCAAGUUGUAUAUGGAAUCAUUGCAUCAAGAUAAUAUGGAACAUUGUCAAGGUGUAAAGAAAGUUGAGAAGAAGUGAAACAAUAUAUAUAUAUGAAAUUACUUUGCGACUUUCUUUUUGA